CUGCCGGAUACGCUAGUGGAUUACCCAAGCGCGACCCAAAUUUCCCCCCUUUGCAGCUCGUCCGCCGAGCUUCAUCGCGCCAGUCAACCUUGCUUUUUGUAAUUCACAUUCACAGUCGCAUCUACGAUGGCUUCAUCCAACAACAAGUUCUUGCGAGAGUACAAGCUCGUCGUCGUCGGCGGUGGCGGCGUCGGUAAAUCGUGUUUGACAAUCCAGUUGAUUCAGGCCCAUUUCGUGGACGAGUACGAUCCGACAAUCGAGGAUUCGUACCGCAAGCAGUGCGACAUCGACGAUGAGGUCGCUCUUCUCGACGUUCUCGAUACCGCUGGUCAGGAGGAGUACAGUGCCAUGCGUGAGCAGUACAUGAGGACGGGCGAAGGCUUCCUUUUGGUCUACGACAUCACAUCCCGCCAGAGCUUCGAGGAGAUCACCACCUUCCAGCAGCAGAUCCUGCGCGUCAAAGACAAGGACUACUUCCCCAUGGUUGUUGUUGGUAACAAGUGCGAUCUCGAGGGCGAGCGUGAGGUCUCGAGGCAAGAGGGCGAGACACUCGCGCGCCAAUUCCAGUGCAAGUUCAUCGAGACGUCUGCCAAGUCGCGCCUCAAUGUCGAAAAGGCUUUCUACGACCUUGUUCGCGAGAUCCGCAGAUUCAACCGCGAGUUGCAGCCCGGAUACGCAGCUGGCAACGGCAGCGGACCCGCCCCGGCAGCGAAGUUGGACAUGGACGGCAACGAGCAAGAAGCUGGUUGCUGCUCCAAGUGCGUUAUCAUGUAAAACCACACGACGUGCCGACGAUUGGCGCGCAUAGGGUCGAGAGAAUCCGAUUGGCCCCCGCCAAGUCAGUUGACUUAUCUAUACGACUGAAAGCGAUUGG
Messenger RNA from Emericellopsis atlantica, 874 nucleotides. RefSeq names its product ras-like GTPase. The transcript has 4 exons. The coding region runs from base 127 to 774 and encodes 215 amino acids. Gene Ontology annotation, cellular component: plasma membrane. The record is from RefSeq and is a predicted model, not a curated record. NCBI's taxonomy places the organism in Eukaryota, Fungi, Ascomycota, Sordariomycetes, Hypocreales, Bionectriaceae. Gene Ontology annotation, biological process: signal transduction. Gene Ontology annotation, molecular function: GTPase activity; GDP binding; GTP binding.